Oncorhynchus mykiss (rainbow trout) is the source of this 2947-nucleotide messenger RNA. Its product is annotated as serine/threonine-protein phosphatase 2A 55 kDa regulatory subunit B alpha isoform. Lineage: Eukaryota; Metazoa; Chordata; Actinopteri; Salmoniformes; Salmonidae. Gene Ontology annotation, molecular function: protein binding; protein phosphatase regulator activity. The record is from RefSeq and is a predicted model, not a curated record. Gene Ontology annotation, cellular component: protein phosphatase type 2A complex.
CAGAUAGCAUGGACCAUAGUGGAAAAAGACCAGACGCGAUAGCGCCAUUUUGAACUGUCUGCGAAUGGCUGGUGUUGGAAGGACUUGUCCGGGAGGGUGCGCGAGUGAUUGAACAAGCCGGGAGAGGGAGGAAAGAAAGUCAAGCAGGAGGGUGGCCCGCAACGUCUGUCCCACUAUAUAGCGCCAUCAUUUGAGAAAUACCGCUUGCACGAGUCCAUACCCGGACAUACAAGCCCGGGAAUCGAGCGCGCGGCUAGAAUCCCACUCGCCAUGGCAGGAACUGGAGGUGGGAGCAAUGACGUGCAGUGGUGCUUCUCUCAGGUGAAGGGUGCCAUUGAUGAUGACGUGGCCGAAGCCGACAUCAUAUCUACUGUGGAGUUCAACCACUCAGGAGAGCUGCUAGCCACAGGAGACAAGGGCGGCAGGGUCGUCAUCUUUCAGCAGGAAAUAGAGAAUAAGAGUCAGCCACAGUGCCGCAGUGAGUACAAUGUUUACAGCACUUUCCAGAGCCAUGAGCCCGAGUUUGACUACUUGAAAAGUUUGGAGAUUGAGGAGAAGAUCAAUAAAAUCCGCUGGCUGCCCCAGAAGAACGCAGCUCAGUUCCUGUUGUCCACUAACGACAAAACUAUAAAGUUGUGGAAGAUCAGUGAACGAGACAAGCGACUGGAGGGUUACAACCUGAAAGAGGAGGAUGGACGCUGCAUCGACCCCAACACUGUCACUGCACUUCGGGUGCCCGUGUUUAGACCUAUGGACCUUAUGGUGGAGGCGAGCCCUCGAAGGGUGUUUGCCAACGCCCACACCUACCACAUCAACUCCAUCUCAAUUAACAGUGACCAUGAGACAUAUCUAUCCGCAGAUGACCUGCGCAUCAACCUCUGGCACCAGGAGAUCACUGACCGCAGCUUUAACAUUGUGGAUAUAAAGCCAGUCAACAUGGAGGAGCUGACAGAGGUGAUCACAGCAGCUGAGUUCCAUCCUAACCAGUGCAACACCUUUGUCUACAGCAGCAGUAAGGGCUCCAUCCGCCUCUGUGACAUGAGGGCAUCAGCGCUAUGUGACAAGCACUCCAAACUGUUCGAGGAGCCAGAGGACCCCAGUAACCGCUCCUUCUUCUCUGAGAUAAUUUCAUCCAUCUCGGAUGUCAAGUUCAGCCACAACGGACGCUACAUGAUGACCAGAGACUACCUGUCUGUCAAGAUCUGGGACCUGAACAUGGAGACCAGGCCUGUGGAGACGUUCCAGGUUCACGAGUACCUCAGGAGUAAGCUGUGCUCGCUCUAUGAGAACGACUGCAUCUUUGACAAGUUUGAGUGCUGCUGGAAUGGAAACGACAGUGUGGUGAUGACAGGCUCGUACAACAACUUCUUCCGGAUGUUUGACCGGGGCCAGCGGCGGGACGUGACCCUGGAGGCGUCCCGGGAGAGCAGUAAGCCACGGCAGGUCCUGAAGCCCCGCAAGGUGUGUGCCGGCGGGAAGCGGAAGAAGGACGAGAUCAGUGUAGACAGCCUGGACUUCAACAAGAAAAUCCUCCACACUGCCUGGCACCCCCAGGACAACAUCAUCGCUGUGGCAACCACCAACAACCUCUACAUAUUUCAGGACAAAGUGAACUAGAUGUGUCCGUGAAGGCAGACAUGACAUCCACUACCUUCAGCCUCUCAUUUUAGUCCAGGACAGUGAUUGAGUGACAACAACGUCGCAGUCAACAACAACAAAACCUGUCAUUGGACAAAACAGACUAUGCCAUGCUUCCAGGUGUGGAAAACUGAAACCUCAUUCUUGCCCACCAUCAGCCUCUGUGGCACAGUGACACGUCGCUCAACUUGUUAUUGUUUCGGUGAUGUUGUGCCAAUCUGUGUGCCGCCCGCCAAGUAUCGCCCCACCCAGCCCAGCCCAGCCCAGCCCCAGGGCAACAUGGGUAAAGAGCACCAUUUUAUUUGUAUGUCUGACAAGCACACUUUUUUUUUUUUUUUUUUUUUUUUUUUUGCUGAUGGUUAGAAAAAUCAAAACACACCUAGAACCAUCCCUACCCCUGUUCAACUCCUCUCAUUGUCUGGUGCCAUAGUCAUGUUUUUUUAUUAGUCAACUGCCAAGCUGUUUGUUUUUUGUUUUUAAUUCAAUUGCAAGAACUGGAGUUUUUAUUUUUGUUCGUCUUCAUAGUUGGAAAGGAAAAGGCACAAUGCUUGCUCACCGUUAAAUGAUUUGUUUUAUUUAAGCAAGGUUAAAAGAUUAACGUUUCGGCCUUCAUCAUAUCACAUUUCUUCACUUGUGCACGCACAAACAAUUCAUGCAUACACAAACCCAAUAGGAAACAAACUCACACUUAUUAAAGAGCCUCGCUGUCUCUCAAAGCUGUUGCUGCUGGUGGUGGACUGCUGCACCUCAGAGGAACACUUUAAAACAUGUACUGACAGCAUGUUGUAUGUAUGUAGUGUGACUGGUCCUUUCUGCACACACUACUAGAUGCACAACCAGUCUGUCUGGCCCAGUGAGGACUCCUUGCUAUUGCUGUGAGUGGACUAGCAGGCUAAGGCUUGGGAGAGAAUUGACUGAGUCUGGGAACCAGAGUUCUUGCUGUGUCUUGUUGGGUUUUUUUCUUUCUUUUUUCCUGUUGACGGUUUUCUGUUGUCAAAGAAGUGCUAUAGGUAUCAUACGUGAUCUGUGUCAUUGUACUCUAUUAGUAUAACGCAAAUGACAUAUUGAAACGUUAUAGAUGUGUGUAGCGUUUUAAGCCGGCAUUUCAUGAACUGCCACCAUAAAUGGCUAGGUUCAAGGAAAAUCCUGAAUCUGAGUACCCAUUACCAUGAUCUUGCUCGUCAAGCCUGUGUCUACACCAGUGAAAUUUGAAGGUUGAAAUCAUGAUGUUUGACAAUAAUUACAAAUACAAUCCAACUGUUGUAAAUCUACAAUGACAGGAAUAAAGUAAAUACUUUUUUUUUUUUUA